AUGAUAGGUGUAUGUGCGAAAAAGCGGGUGCUAAGAUUUGUAGAAUUUUUUUAAAUAAAUCGAAAUCUUCAAAGUGCUAAAUUUCAGUCGUUAAACAGCAAAUGAAAACACAAAUAAAGGAUUGAAUUAAAUAAAGCAACAUUUUGACUUAAAAAUAUAAAUAAAGUAGAUUUAAAACGAAGUCAACGAGUAACGGGCACUAAAUAUAUUACGAUCACAUACAAAACAGUUAAGCGAAUUAAUUGUGGCAUAAAAGUCGCGCUGAUAUGAUGUAAUCAAAAACUCAAAACACAUUUAAAUCAACAAAACUCAAAAGAACUUAAACUCAACCAGACAACUUUGUGAUUAACACAACAAUAAUAAUAGCAAAAACAACAGCAACAUGCGUCCGAAAAUCGCAGCCUACUUUAUGGGCGCACACCUGUUGCUGCUCGUGCUGCUCACACUAAACACCAGCAGCAGCAACAACAACAGUGCGUACGCGCUCAACACCGCCGAAACGGCUAAUCCGACUUGUUCGCUGAAGGACAAUUGCAAUUUGAAUGACAACUUCCUGACAGCCACCGGCGAGACGGGCGAAAAGGCGGCGAGUAAAUUGGAAAAUAAAAUUGCCUCGAUAUUCGAGGAUAAAGUAAAUUACAGCCUGAAAUUGUUCGCUGAUGAAGAUGUCAUCGAGUACAAUGCGCACGAAAGUAACUUAACGCAACGCGCACAUAUGGCAACGCCAGCAGCAGCGAACUUUACGCUGCGACAGUUGCAGGACGCCGCCGAUGUGGAGGAGGAUGAGCGAGUUUACUUAUACAACAUUGGUCAACGAUUUAUGUCUGUUGCCACGCCUUUUGAUGCUGCACGUAAUCCGAAUGCCUCUCCAAAGUGUCGCAGGCAAAUGCGACGUUUUCUAGACGGCUUGAACAACUUUGAUUUCUGGGCUUUAAAAAUGCAUGACGCCACCGGCAAGAUCACUUCGGGCAUACUCAAUGGCAACAUUAAUCAGCCGGGUGACUUCGAUCAGUGUCUGGGCAUCAGCAGCGCUGCGGACGACGCAGCAGCAGUCGACGAUGAGGCGGAUGCUGAAAUCAAGGGACAGUAUUGUUUGGCGUACGCACAGCCGGUGUUGCCACAUAAUUCGCAACGUUUGCGCGCCUUAUUCAAACUCAUACAAUCGCACGGGCCUUUCAAGAGCGAAUUCAAUGAUCCUGGCCAUCGUGUACCACGCUACUCACUGAUCAACUGGGGUAUUUGUGUGCCGGACGCUUGCAGCUACCAAGACGUGGAGUACACGGUAAAGGAAUACCUGAACAAUUUAACUACUUCCACCGGCAUUUCGUUCCAAGUGCGCGUGGAGCCGAAGCUAUGUCAAGUGCGUGACAACAAGCCAUGGGACCGCAAUACAACAUGGGCCGUGCGCUUCUUUCUCAUUAUACUCUCCAUUACUGUGCUAUCGACCAUUUACGAGCGCUGCACCAAAGCGGAUCAAAAGCCGAAUGAAUGGUUCACCGCCUUCUCUUUGGACAAAAAUCUACGUUGGCUCUUUAGCACCAGCUCCACGCCGAAUGACAUUGAGGCGGUGCAUGGCAUACGCUUUCUAAAUGCGGCAAUGUUGCUCUUCUCACACAAAUCGAUGGCAAUGUUCUUUAAUCCCUAUAAUAAUCGUACGGAAAUGUCGGAGAGCUUGGGCCGCCCUUGGACCGUAAUUGGACGUGCUGCCUCGCUCUACACCGAUCCAUUUCUGCUCUUUAGUGGUAUGUUGACAGCAUACUCACUCUUCGGUCGUCUCUUCAAGGGGCAGCCAGUGCGUUUGCGAAAUGAAUAUGUCAGUCGUUUAAUCCGUAUCGUACCCCCACUAGCCGCGCUCAUACUCUUCUGCACUUUUGUACUACCAUUGUGGGGUUCGGGACCGCAAUGGAACUUAGUCGUUGGACAUCAUGCGGACAUUUGUAAACGAAACUGGUGGCGUAAUCUACUUUUCAUACACAACUACUUUGGUUUCAGUGAAAUGUGUUUGACACACACACAUCACCUGGGUAUUGACACCGAACUCUUUGCCGUCGCGCCUUUAAUGAUACUAGGUCUGUGGAAAUGGCCAAGAAAGGGUUUAUUCACUUUGUUGUUACUUGGCGCUAUUGGAACUGCAGCUCGCUACUACACCACCGUCGUGAAUCAGCUGUCCAAUUACAUAUACUUUGGUACAAAUAUUCAACGCCUCUUCCGCACAGCCGACUACAUGUACUCAUUCCCACCACACCGUUCUACAGUAUAUAUCAUGGGCAUUUUGCUUGGCUAUUGUUUGCGUAAAUACCGUGGCAUACAACUAACGAAAACACAGCUACGCCUUGGCUGGGUAGUGGCCACGGCAUGUGUACUUGUUUCACUAUUGGGACCCGCACCAAUGGGCGACAUCAACUACCAGUACAACACUACACAUGCGGCCAUAUACGCAGCAUUUGCGCCGAUUGCUUGGUGUAUAUUCUUUGCGUGGAUCGUUUUUGUUUCGCAUAAUGGCUAUAAGAACAAAUUCACAGAGAUGCUUUCAUGGAAGGGUUUUCAAGUGUCUACAAAAUUGUCCUACGCCAUUUACCUAACACAAUUCCCGGUAUUUUUCUUUAAUGUUGGCCGUCGGCGUCACAUUCAUCACUACUACAACUUCGUUUCCAUCAUUCUUGAUACCAAUGAAUUUAUUUGCAUAUUCCUCGCGUCGGUUGCGCUCACAAUCUUUUUCGAUGCGCCAUUCCAAAAUAUUAAAAAACUUAUUUUCAAACGCGCGCCGGCUCCGAGCAAAAAACUGGAAAAUGGGCAUGUGAAGACAACACAAAUCAGUAGCGAUGCGAAACAGCCACAAUUAUUAGAAACAUAUCCCACGUCAGAGUCAAACACCACAGCAUCCACAACACUGACCAACAGUUCGACUUCAAAUGGGAAAGUCACACAUGAACACAGCGAAUAGUCAUUAGAUUUUAGUUCAAUAAACUGGUUAAUAUUUUAUUUAGCAUAAAGUUCGUAAUUAAGUCAUUAUUUAAUAAUUAGCGCGAGGUUUAGUCCAUAAGUCUGUGAUGCGUACGCCCUUUACUGCUGUAAAUUACAUACCUUUACCUUCUAUAUACUAUGUACAUAAGUAUGUCAACUUGUCCAACACAAUAAUUUUUAAUUUAUAAAUACGCAUAUUAAACAAAUAUAAUUUAGAAACUUA
Bactrocera neohumeralis is the source of this 3187-nucleotide messenger RNA. It is a transcript of the gene drd, whose product is annotated as nose resistant to fluoxetine protein 6. The record is from RefSeq and is a predicted model, not a curated record. The transcript has 13 exons. The coding region runs from base 383 to 2944 and encodes 853 amino acids. Lineage: Eukaryota; Metazoa; Arthropoda; Insecta; Diptera; Tephritidae.